ACAUGCUCGUCAUCCUGGUGUGGCGCGGAUGAAAGGCUUAUCCAGAAUGAUAGUCUGGUGGCCAGGACUGGAUGGGGACAUCGAACGCAAGGUCCAAGGUUGUUCUAGUUGUCAAGAAACAAGGAAUGCACCACCAAAGCUCCAUUGCAUGACUGGUCUUGGCCUCAUUAGCUGUGGAUGAGGGUGCACGUGGACUACGUUGGACCCUUGCUAGGGAAAAUGUUUCUUGUACUCAUUGACGCACACUCGAAGUGGAUGGAAGUAGAACCUGUAGAAUCAGCGACGACGAAAACUACGGUAGAAAAAUUAAGAAAAAUUUUCUCAACUCAUGGAAUUCCUGAAAAACUGGUAUCAGGCAAUGGAUCAGUAUUCAUCAGUCAAGAGUUUACCGAUUUUGUAAAAUCGAAUAGAAUAGACCACAUUAAAACAGCACCGUAUCAUCCGUCAAGUAAUGGGCUGGGGGAAAGAGCAGUACAGGUAUUGAAGAAAGGACUGUCCCUAGCAAAACAAGGAACCUUGUCAUAUCGCUUGACACAAGUGUUCAGCUACCGGAUUACACCGCAUUUCUCAACAGGAAUAUCACCUGUGGAAUUAUUAAUGGGUUGCAAAUUACGGUCACGGUUAGAUUUGUUACACCCCAACUUGGAGCAAACAGUACACAAAAAGCAAUGGCAACAGAAACAAUUCUACAAGGGUAACCGGAAUAGUAUGAUAGACCUUUACAACGGGGUGAGAGUCUACGUGCACAAUUACAACAGAGGUUGCCCUUGGGUAGCUGGUGUGGUUCAGUCCAAAACAGGCCCCCUAUCAUACAAUAUCAAACUGGAUGAUGGAAGGGUAGUCAAACGACAUUUAGAUCAGAUUCGGAAAACCUUACAAUCGGAAAGACAUGAAGGAGGUGAAGCAGAAGACUUACUGGCGGAACCAAUACAUCCAAAGGAUAAACCAUGUUCAAGAGCAAUGGUACCGGUAUCGCCGGGAAGACCCGAAGAGUGAGUUGUUGCACCAGGCUUACCAGAACAACAAGAUGGAGUUGACAAACAAUUGGAACAGGACGCGAUGGUAUCAUCGCCGGAGAUCAGCACAGGACCAGAAAACUUAGAGACACACGUGGAACCAACAACAGCAUCAAAGCUAGGUGCCAGCAAAGGAGUGACUCCAAUCCGCCGUUCCAGCAGAAGGAGAAAGGCACCUGACAGACUGAAUUUUUAGUAGAUUAGACUAUUGAGUUGUACGAUAUAUCUCUUAAUUGUUAAUAUCACUGACAUAGUCAGGGGAGAAGGAUGUAGUAUAUACAUCCGGGAAAUUGCGUUGUGUGAGUCCAGUCAUUUGAUCGGCAUUUAGGACUAGCCAGUCGUUCUUGAAAUAGAUCGCCUUGAGUAAACAGUAA
Corticium candelabrum is the source of this 1390-nucleotide messenger RNA. RefSeq lists its product as uncharacterized. Bases 178 to 996 code for a protein of 272 amino acids. The transcript has a single exon. Lineage: Eukaryota; Metazoa; Porifera; Homoscleromorpha; Homosclerophorida; Plakinidae. Gene Ontology annotation, molecular function: nucleic acid binding. The record is from RefSeq and is a predicted model, not a curated record. Gene Ontology annotation, biological process: DNA integration.